GAAUUAAACGUUCAUCCCAACAAAAGGAGAGUCGGCUGCAAAAGGAAAAGAGUCAGACAAGUCCUGCGAAUUUCAUUAGAAAGAGGGGUCAAAGCUAACUUAUUUUUGAACUGGGCCACUCCUCACUACAGAUCAAGCACGUCAGAUUUGAGAUUAAUUCUCUUCUUGCGUUCCAUUUCUUGCUCGAUCUUCGGUGGUGGCAUUUCUUUGCAGUCAAGAGAAUAAGUGAAGCUUCCAAGGAUCAUCUCGUAGUUUUCUUCCAUUUUGAAGCUUAGAUAUGGCAGAAAAGGCAUGUGUAAAGCGGCUCCAGAAGGAAUAUAGAGCACUUUGUAAAGAACCUGUCUCCCAUGUUGUGGCCCGCCCUUCUCCAAAUGAUAUUCUUGAGUGGCAUUACGUGUUGGAGGGGAGUGAAGGAACACCCUUUGCAGGUGGAUAUUAUUAUGGGAAGAUUAAGUUUCCUCCAGAAUAUCCAUUUAAACCUCCAGGAAUCAGCAUGGUUACUCCAAAUGGAAGAUUUAUGACGCAAAAGAAACUCUGUUUAUCUAUGAGUGACUUUCACCCAGAGAGUUGGAACCCUAUGUGGUCUGUGUCAAGCAUACUCACGGGACUGCUCUCAUUUAUGAUGGACAACAGUCCUACCACAGGCAGUGUAACAACAACAGUUGCUGAGAAACAGAAGCUUGCUAAGGCUUCACUUGCUUUCAAUUGUAAAAACCCAACCUUUAGAAAAUUGUUUCCAGAAUAUGUGGAGAAGUAUGAAGAGCAGCAGCUCCUGGUGCAUCCUGUUCAGGAGCAGGUGUCAACCAUGCCAACACAAGCAGAAAAUUCUACACCCUUGUUGGAUGGUCUGAAUAAAGUAGAACCCCAUAAAGACAUGAAAAACCAACAGAGGAAAUCUUGCCCAACUUGGUUAUUGCUAUUGCUAGUAUCAAUUUUUGGCGUUGUAAUGGCUCUGCCUCUACUUCAGCUUUGAUGGUGAUUGAUUUCCAUUAGGCAGGAAACAUAUUAUUGUGUUACGCUGUAGAACAAAGCAUCCAGAAAUCUGUGGUUGUGUAUUCCUUAUCUGGGUUACUACUGAUUAGUGCAAAAUGUUCUAGGUUUUUCAUAUACCUAUCAGGAAUGUAUAGGCAUGGCCCUAGUGAAGAUCAAACUGAUCUCUAAAGUCUAGCUGAUGUGUUUUCCUUUUCUAGUUUAGUAGUGUCUUGUCACGUCUAAUAUGAAAUUCUGUGUUGUAAUACGUAGUGAAGGGCACAGAGUUGCAAAUGGUGUUUGUUUUCCUUAUUUUUACCUCUA
Nicotiana tabacum (common tobacco) is the source of this 1293-nucleotide messenger RNA. Its product is annotated as ubiquitin-conjugating enzyme E2 34. The record is from RefSeq and is a predicted model, not a curated record. NCBI's taxonomy places the organism in Eukaryota, Viridiplantae, Streptophyta, Magnoliopsida, Solanales, Solanaceae.